GUUCUGCCCCCUUCCUUCGCAUCGAAACAAACCCUCCGUCUCCAAAAGAGAGCCCAAUCCUAAAUUCCCAAUCCCUCAAAGGAAGGAGGAUUCUUCAGCGUCUCGCUUGCCGGCCCCGAAUCGCAGUCGCCGCCCGGAUCCGAGGAAACAAGUCGUCGUCUUGCUCCACCGUCCGCCCGCCGCCAUGAGCUUCAUCUUCGGCAAGAAGAAGACUCCUGCUGAGCUGCUGCGGGAGAAUAAGCGGAUGCUGGACAAGUCCAUCCGGGAGAUUGAGAGGGAGAGGCAGGGCCUGCAGGCCCAGGAGAAGAAGCUCAUCAACGAGAUCAAGAAGGUGGCCAAGCAGGGUCAGAUGGGAGCUGUAAAAAUUAUGGCAAAGGAUCUUAUCCGCACAAGACACCAAAUCACAAAAUUCUAUGCACUCAAGUCCCAGCUACAAGGUGUAUCUCUACGUAUUCAGACUCUGAAAUCAACACAAGCCAUGGGUGAAGCCAUGAAGGGUGUGACAAAAGCCAUGGGGCAGAUGAACCGACAGAUGAAUCUGCCUGCCCUGCAGAAGAUCAUGCGGGAGUUUGAGAUGCAAAACGAGAAGAUGGAGAUGGUUAGUGAAGUGAUGAACGACGCCAUCGAUGAUGCCUUGGAGGGCGAUGAGGAGGAGGAAGAGACAGAGGAGCUGGUUAGUCAAGUCCUUGACGAAAUUGGCAUCGAUAUCAACUCAGAGCUUGUCAAGGCUCCUGCAACUGCAGUUGCGAAGCCCGUCGCAGCGGGGAAAGUUCCUGCUCAGGCUGAAGCCGCAGGUGGGCCAGAUGGCGGCAUAGAUGAUGACCUGCAGGCGCGGCUCGAUAACCUCAGGAAGAUGUGAUCACUGGCUGGAGCCUAACAAAACAUAUCCACACGCUUUGUUUGUAGUUUUGUACCAUAAAAAUAUAGCCAUUUAUUAUGGCAAUCUUCUUUUUCGUAUCUGAGUUGCAGAGUGUUUGGCAUUCUGUCCAUUGUACAUAUAAUAAUAUAUUUAACACCAUGCACUAGGCCGUGCGUUCUGUUCCCAAGUUCCGAUGCCAUGGAGUGCAUUCUGGUCGUGUUUC
This is a messenger RNA of Zea mays, 1082 nucleotides long. RefSeq names its product charged multivesicular body protein 2a. Lineage: Eukaryota; Viridiplantae; Streptophyta; Magnoliopsida; Poales; Poaceae. Gene Ontology annotation, biological process: vacuolar transport. The record is from RefSeq and is marked provisional.